CAGUCAACUAUCAAUAUGGCGCCACGAGCCUCCGUUGACUUCAUCACCGCUCAGGAGCCUGCUACGCUGUCGCGUCUUCACGGAAUGCUGUUGACCUGGGACCCUAUGCUGCUUGAAACUUUCAUCAAAGCAGCCAACAACGACGUCCCGGUCGAGCAUCCGGAUCUCGAGCUAUCGCGGUGGCUCACGGAGCCUCGUGGAAGCCUCACAGCGCAAGGUUUUGUCCAUGACACAAUGACGUAUCUCGCAGAGUCGUCCGGUGGCUAUCGUGGCACCACCAUGUCGCCACUCACACCCAUGCAGUCGAAUCGUCUCUCCAGGAGAAUGGGACAGAUUGAGAUGGACAGAUUUGUUCAAGCCUGCGCUAAGAAACUACCCGAAGGCUCAUGUCUUGUCUCCGGAACGCUCUUCUUCCAAGACCCCAACACGGAUGGAGUUCCGACAAAUCUGCCGAGUCCACCACCACCUCACCGACAAAUAUUCGUGUAGUUUUAACUGAACACGCAAAAAAAGAGUACAAGAAGCGUACAACGUUUGUAAAAUAAGCUGUA
Phytophthora infestans T30-4 is the source of this 551-nucleotide messenger RNA. RefSeq lists its product as uncharacterized. Bases 16 to 489 code for a protein of 157 amino acids. The record is from RefSeq and is a predicted model, not a curated record. Lineage: Eukaryota; Oomycota; Peronosporomycetes; Peronosporales; Peronosporaceae. The transcript has a single exon.